This is a messenger RNA of Octopus bimaculoides (California two-spot octopus), 3793 nucleotides long. Its product is annotated as leucine-zipper-like transcriptional regulator 1. NCBI's taxonomy places the organism in Eukaryota, Metazoa, Mollusca, Cephalopoda, Octopoda, Octopodidae. Gene Ontology annotation, molecular function: protein binding. The record is from RefSeq and is a predicted model, not a curated record. Gene Ontology annotation, cellular component: Golgi apparatus.
UAAACUCUACAAGGCUGUGCCCCAGCAUGGCCGCAGUCCAAUGACAGAAAUAAGUAAAAGAUAAAUAAAUAAAUAAGCAAUUAAGUCCCAAGUUUAAUAAAAAAACACGAAGUGUUACGUUUCGGAAAUGUCGCGGCAUGUUCCGACGAAAAACGAAACGAAACGAAACGAAACGAAUGGUUCCAGCAGACAAUUGCUAUCCCAUGAUCCGUUGCGUGAGCGGCGAUUUAUGGCCGUGUGUUGAGUAAAACGUUUAGAUUAUGAAGAAGACUUGGGGAAUUAUGUAGGUUUUAUCGGCGAUUGCAGUUGGAUUUUGCGGUUAAUUGGUAGCGCAGAUGACUGCGAUGUCUAUAGGAGUGCGGCGGUGUGUCAGUGGUGGUGGUGUAUUGACCGGCUAAUUGUAAUUACGGUACCGUCACAUCGUCCCAUCUGUCAACAUAGACACACACAUUAUAUACAUCUACACAUAAAUAUAUACAGAUACAUAUACACACACAUUAUAUACAUUACACGGCGGUGCAUCAGCAUGGCCGCAGCUCCGAGCUGAAACUAUAAACAACAUAAUCUACAUAUAAAUAUAUACAGAUACAUAGCUGUAUAUAUAUAUAUAUAUAUAUAUGUAUACACAAAUACAUACAUCCACACACAUAGAGGCACACACAAACGCACUCUCAAACACAAAUAUACAAACGUAGUUAUACAUAUACAUACAUAGAUACGAUCACAAAUAUUGACAUCUCACAGAGACAACACGCAUACAUUAUACGUAUAUAUAUCCAUAUGAUAUUAUAUACACACAUACAAAACGAACAUAUAUAUACUACAACUAUAAGGUGACAGUUCUCGCCCAUCAAUCCAUCCAACCACACCCAUGGCUCUAGCUCGACCCCCGGGCAAAGAAUUUGACCACAACUGGCCGGAGAGUGCCGAAUGUUUAACCCUAGACUUCGGGCCCUUUGAGUCAGUCCAUUGCUGGAAACAGAUGCCAGAAUGCGCCGUGUUUGUCGGAGCAAGACGGAGCAAACACACUGUUGUGGCCUUCAAUGAAGCUAUUUAUGUCUUUGGUGGAGAUAACGGGAAAACCAUGCUGAAUGAUCUCCUCAGGUUCGAUGUAAAGGAUAAGUCUUGGGGAAGGGCCUUUACUACUGGAACACCUCCUCUCCAGCGCUAUCAUCACUCCACUGUUGUUUAUGACCAAAGCAUGUUUGUCUUCGGUGGUUAUACAGGGGACAUCCAUUCUAAUUCCAACUUGACCAACAAAAAUGACCUCUUUGAGUACAAAUUCACCACUGGACAAUGGCUCAAAUGGAAAUUCGAAGGACAGAUGCCAGUGGCCAGAGCCGCGCAUGGUGCCGCCGUCUAUGACCAGAAGCUCUGGAUCUUUGCUGGUUACGACGGUAAUGCCAGGCUAAAUGACAUGUGGACUAUUUCUCUAGAAGGGGACUGUAAGCAAUGGCUUCAGGUCAACCAAACUGGGAACAUCCCGCCAACCUGCUGUAACUUUGCCCUAGCUGUGGCCAGGGACUCAAUGUUUGUCUUCUCAGGACAAAGUGGAGCCAAAAUCACCAACAAUCUUUUCCAGUUUAGAUUUGAUCAGAACCAGUGGACGAUUAUCUCAACGGAACACAUCCUUCGGGGAGCACCCCCUCCACCAGAGAAGCGGUAUGGCCACACCAUGGUUGCUUAUGAUCGUCACCUUUAUGUCUUUGGUGGCGCCACUGGACAAACACUACCGAAUGACCUUCAUUGUUUUGAUUUGGAUUCCCAAACCUGGUCAGUGAUAGAACCUUCCAGAGAUAGUCAGGUACCGACUGGACGCUUGUUUCACGCUGCUGCCGUUGUUGCAGAUGCAAUGUAUAUAUUUGGUGGCACAGUGGACAAUAAUGUCCGCAGUGGAGAGAUAUACAGAUUCCAGUUCUCCAGUUACCCAAAGUGUACUCUUCAUGAAGAUUAUGAACGUCUGCUGGAAAGUCGUCAGUUCUGUGAUGUUUCCUUCAUCGUGGGAUCGGAAAAGGUAGAGAUUCCAGCUCAUAUAGCUUUGGUGGCCGCCCGUUCUCCCCUGUUGAAAAUAAAGAUUAAAAGGGCCCGGACCCAAUUGAUGCAGGAGAUAACAGCUGUUGAUGCUGCCAAAUACCAAACAGAUGACACCCAGGAUAAAAAGCAGAGUCAACCCUGGCGGAACUUGAACUUAAAAUGUCAAGAGCCAACAAGCAAUGAAGUAAUUCUGUUGAUGAUGGAUGUUUACCGGCUUUCUGUACAGUUCAACAUGACCAGACUGGAGCAACUAUGUAUCCACUACCUGGAAGCAUGUAUUGGGCAUAAGAAUGUUCUGGUAGCUUUACAGAAUUCUGCAGCAUUGAAACUGGACUUCAUCAAGGAAUAUUGUUUGAAGUUUAUUGUCAAAGAGAGCAACUACAGCCAGAUCAUAAUGAGCAAGGAAUUUGAGACCCUCGACCAACCCCUUAUGGUUGAGAUCAUUCGACGGAAACAACAACCCCAGUUCAGGACCCUACCUGACCCUCAAACUGACCCCAACAAUUCAAACACCCUAGAGAAAGACAUGGAGAACUUCCUCAAAGUGGUUGGCAUGGAAUUCUGUGAUAUAAUUCUGAUCCUGGAUGGAAUCUUAAUCCCAGCCCACAAGUCCAUAUUGGCAGCGAGGAGCAGCUACUUCGAGGCAAUGUUCCGCUCAUUUAUGCCCGAAGACAAUACCGUCAAGAUUGCUAUUGGAGAAAUGGUUCCCUCAUUGCAGGCUUUCCGCAGUCUGAUGCGUUACAUUUACUAUGGCGAUGUCACCAUGCCCCCAGAGGAUUCCCUCUAUCUAUUUUCUGCCCCGUAUUUUUAUGGUUUCACUAAUAACAGACUGCAGGUAAGUCUCAGAGAGAGAGAAAGUGAGAAUGAUUUUUUUUGUUUUUUUUAUAUUUUAUUUAUUGUAUUUAUCGUGGCUCGUUUACCACAGAUACGGAAUCUAAAGCGAGAGUUGCUCUUGGACAUUAUCGAUGCCGUUGGUAAUGACAUGAACGAAAGCCGACACUGUCAAGAUUUAUCAAACUCAUGACCCUUGACCUCCUUGUCUCUUCUGACGUUUCCUCUCAUAAAAUGACCGAUUCCUUUGGCAUUACAAUUUGGUACCUGAAUCCAAAAGAAACCUCAUGCUCUCUGCUUUAAACUACAAUCACAGCUGGACUGAUUUAGUUUGUAAAGACACCAGUGCAACACUGGUAUCACUGCUUUUUGAAAAAAAGGCAAAGUUGUGAUACUCUAGAAUUAUAUAUAUAUUAAUUUAUAUAUAUAUUAAUUAUUAGAGAAAGAAGCAGUACGAACACACAAAGGUAAUCUUUAUAUCCAACACAGUAUUUGGUGUUCUAACAACACAUCCAUGUUUAAGUCGAAUACAAAGAUUACAUUUUGGUAUUAAUGACUCUUCCAUCAUUAGUAAUUAAUUUUUUAAUAAGCCUGUUGGCUAUUUACAACAUCAGUGCCUGAAAAGAUUCUGAAAUUCUAUAUAUCAUAGCAGCAAGAUUUGACUGGCAAGCGGUGACCAGGCACCUCCCACUGAUGAUGUCAAGUAGACUGAAAGAACAUGAUACGGGGCUUCCAGCACUCAUAACAGAUGGUUCUCGUCUGCUACAAUCCAUGUGUGUGUGUGUGCUUUUAUGCACCAAGCACCCAUUCGAGAGGAUCUUUCAACGCUAAUAACACACUGCUUGGUGUUGUAACAAGACCUCCACAUUAAGUUGGAUAUACACACACAUAUAUAUAUAUAUAUAUAUAUGUGUGUAGAUAUAAAAAU